GAGAUUCUAAUGUCCCGGGCGGGCAGCAUUGGGCACUGAGUUUCGUCUUUCUCUGUGACCUUGGAGGCCAUAGGGAGCCUUUAACUGCCUCAUAGUACAGGGCGAGGGCAAACUCAAGAUGCUUGCUCUGUCAAGGCGCAACCUAUUAUCUCCUUUGCUUGGCGUGACAUCAUUCAGACGCUCCUAUAGAGGUGACAGCCCAGCAGAUUCACAAAAUGACGUGAUUGAAAUCCCUUUGCCCCCAUGGCAGGAAAGAACUGAUGAAUCCAUAGAAACCAAAAGAGCCCGCCUACUCUAUGAGAGCAGAAAGAGAGGAAUGUUGGAAAACUGCAUCCUCCUUAGCCUCUUUGCUAAAGAACAUCUGCACCACAUGACAGAGAAGCAGCUGAACCUCUAUGAUCGCCUGAUUAAUGAGCCUAGUAAUGACUGGGAUAUUUACUACUGGGCCACAGGAGCAAAACCAGCCCCAGAAAUAUUUGAAAAUGAAGUCAUGGCACUGCUGAGAGACUUUGCUAAAAACAAAAACAAAGAGCAGAGACUGCGUGCCCCAGAUCUUGAAUACCUCUUUGAAAAGCCACGUUGAGCUGUGCACCACUACCUGGCAUGGGGGGCUCAGUCUGUGGAUGGAAACUGUUUAUGAUGGACACUAGCCUUAAUUUCCUGCUGCUUCUGAGACACUCAAAUCGCUCCCCCUUCCCCCCCCCCACAGACUGUUGGUCCUGCCUCAAGGAAUGGACAUACGUCUCUCCCAGGACACACAUACUCUAACACUUUUUUGUUCAGUUCUGAUUCUCCAAAGUGGAU
Messenger RNA from Galeopterus variegatus (Sunda flying lemur), 804 nucleotides. It is a transcript of the gene SDHAF2, whose product is annotated as succinate dehydrogenase complex assembly factor 2. NCBI's taxonomy places the organism in Eukaryota, Metazoa, Chordata, Mammalia, Dermoptera, Cynocephalidae. The transcript is spliced from 4 exons. The record is from RefSeq and is a predicted model, not a curated record. Gene Ontology annotation, cellular component: mitochondrion. Gene Ontology annotation, biological process: mitochondrial electron transport, succinate to ubiquinone; protein-FAD linkage; tricarboxylic acid cycle. Bases 119 to 583 code for a protein of 154 amino acids.